Messenger RNA from Desarmillaria tabescens, 1692 nucleotides. Its product is annotated as TFIIE alpha subunit-domain-containing protein. Lineage: Eukaryota; Fungi; Basidiomycota; Agaricomycetes; Agaricales; Physalacriaceae. Gene Ontology annotation, cellular component: transcription factor TFIIE complex. Bases 108 to 1574 code for a protein of 488 amino acids. The transcript is spliced from 7 exons. Gene Ontology annotation, biological process: transcription open complex formation at RNA polymerase II promoter; transcription initiation at RNA polymerase II promoter. The record is from RefSeq and is a predicted model, not a curated record.
ACGUGACUACUCUUUCUCCACUACACCACAGCUUUCGCCUACGCUCGUUCGCGAACUGUACCGCGGUUUCGGAUCCACGGCCUUAUAGGCCCUCGUCGGGCGCUAGAAUGGCGACUAAAGAGGAUCAAGAAACCUUACGGCUCCUUGUUCUACAUGUCUCUCGAGCUUUCUACGAGCCUCGGUAUAUCAUCAUCAUGGAUCAACUUUCCCGACAUCCAGUUCUCAAGGAUGAUGAUUUGGCAAGUCGGCUGGGGCUGCAGUCCAAGGAGCUUAACAAGAUUGUCGCUGUCUUGUCGAAUGACAAACUGGUCAAAGUAUACAGGCAGAAUGAGCUGAGGGAAGGCGCUCAGCGAGCGGUCGGCAAACAGUACUACUACAUUGACUACGAGCAUUUCUGCAACGUAGUGAAAUGGAGGAUUGCCAAGAUGCACCACAAAAUUGAUUCCAAGCUCCGUAACCAACUCGGCAACAAGGGGUACAUUUGCCCCCAAUGUAAAGAAUCAUAUAGCGCAUUGGACGCCGAUCAGCUAAUGGAUUUUACUCGUGGCAUAAUGGUUUGCAAGAUCUGCCAAGCGGAGAUAAUCGACAAUGAGGACGCCGACCAUGAGCAGGGCAGCAAAGACAGGAUGCUGAGGUUCCAUCACCAAAUGCGCUUCAUCCGUGCCGGGCUGCAGAAGAGCGAGGCGAUGACGUUGCCAGCGUUUGAUGUAGCGGCAUGGGUUCAGAGCAAUGCUAUUGACCCAGAAAAGCAGAAGACCACUCAAGCAGGCGGAGGUCUCAAGAUUGCUGGCUCAGAUCCCAACAAGAAGGAAGAGGAUGGCAUUGGCGUUGUCAUCUCUACAGACAAGGAUGAGGCUACGCGGAAACAAGAACGGGACGCGGAAGCCGAGGCAAAGAGGCAACAGAAUGCACUACCGGCAUGGCAUCUGAAGAGUACCAUUACAGGCGAUCUCACCGCGUUAGGCGUAAAAGAGAAUGCUAGGGCAGAAGCAGCCAAUGGGAAUGCGACGCCUAGCUCAAACGAUGAUAUCUUGCGAGGACUGGGGGUAGUGGGAAUGCGCCCAGAUCGUGUGCAGGAGACCAUCAGUGUUGAGCAGGACGUCAAGCCAACCAUCAACCGUGAAGCUGACUAUUACGAGCAGUAUUACGCGUCACUGGCGGCAUCUGCUGCGGCAUCUGCCCAAGCUACACCUUCUGGUCUCAGUGCUCCCGGCAGCUCCGACUUUGACGACUUUGGGGCGGACGAGGAGGAAGACCGAAAGCCGAAUAUUGAAUAUCUUGAUUCAUUGAACGAUUAUAGGAAACGGUCCCGGUCCCGCGAAGACGAAGGUGCCUCAGGGAAGAUUAAAGUCCCUAAAGUAGAAGACGCAGCGACGUCGUAUGUCAUGAAUGGCGACUUUUCAAACAACGGGGCUGAACUUGAACCUGUGCCAAUGGAUGCGGAUAAUGAUCCCAUCGUUUAUGUGAACGGUAAACCGGUUGCGUUCUCAAAGGUUACUGAAGAGGACCACGAAUUGAUGACACCGGAGGAGUACACGGCGUAUUUCGAAGUGAUGCAAUCACAAGAAAUGUAGGAGUGUUAUGGAUUGAUAUCUAUAGAUGUAUCAUAUGCUAUGUAUAAUACAGACACCAUACAGUAUAUCUUAGGGUGAUGGAUAAUAACAAGCGGCUCACCGGCCCGUUGACUCCUAA